Closterium sp. Yama58-4 is the source of this 4074-nucleotide messenger RNA. NCBI's taxonomy places the organism in Eukaryota, Viridiplantae, Streptophyta, Zygnematophyceae, Desmidiales, Closteriaceae. The record is from the annotation of a GenBank genome assembly.
AUGCGUGAAGCCGCAUUCCAACGAACUUUGGGAUGGCCGAGUGCCGCCAGUCUGGGUGCUGCUCUGUGCAGCCACCCAUGCCAUCAACUCCCGCCAAUUCCGACCUGCUCCGCCUUGCUGCUAUUGCACUCGAAGUUUGAAAAUGGAGACGAAACCAUGGCUGCCGUUUCACGCAUAGCCUUUAGCGGAUGCAGUCGCUUGCCGACCACAACCAUUGGAAUGAAGGGGGACAUUCACGAGCUGCAGCAAUCUAAGAACUAUAAUAAUCAGCUGCUUCCGUCUUCUGCGCGACGCACAGCCAGGGGUGGUAACUUCGGUCAACCAAUUUGCGGGAGAACUUAUCGAGCCCUCUCCGUCGCCUCCGCUGCCUCAGGCUGGAACCGCGACGCUAACGAGCCCGCCGUUUGGUCAGGACCGCGCGGAGGUAAAAGCGGUAAGAACGGACGAGCGGCACGGCGAAGCGUCGCUGCCACAGCAGCUCCGCGAGACGGACGAGAAGGGGCGGCUCUGGGUGACGUGGACGGCAGGGCGUGGUUCGAGGAUGACGUGGAGUUCGUGCUCCACCUGGCAAGCGACGAGGAGCUCCGCGAGCUGUGGGAUAUUCUCUACGGCCGCAGUCUUUUCAGCCCGGUGUUUAAAUCCAUCACUGCGGGAGACGGUUCCGCGUCCGCCGCGCAGCUGUUCAGCGCGGCGUUUGGGGAGAGCAGCGAGGGGCUGGAGAGGGAGGAUCUUAUCCAACGGCUGCAGGCCCGCUUCUUCUUCCUGUCCGCUGAUGCGCGAGACACUGUGACUGGCAACCGCCCUUCGUACCGAGAUGUGCUGCUGACAGUGCGGCAGCGGCUGGGAGUGAGGUGCAGUGCGGCGCUGUCCACGCCUGACUUGGAGAGCGAGAUAUUCCUGCAUUUGCUCAACAACUAUGCGGACACCAUGGAAGAGGACAUUGGCGGCACCAGCAGCAGCAGCUCGGGAAGCCCCUGGGCUGUAGCAGGAGAAUGGGCCAUGGGACAAGAGGGUAAAGCAGCAGGGGAGAGUAGAAAAAGUACGAAAGACAGCAACUGGGACUUGGGGUUUGGGAAUGAGGAGGAGGAGGAGAGAGGGAAGGGAAGCGGGUUGGGGUCGUGGGCUGUGGGGACUCUGCGUAGCGGUGUGAGAGCUGCGAUGCGCAUGGGGCGAGAUGAGAUCCUUGCCACGUUUCUCAAGGGCGGAUCGGCGUUAACACUCACAACUGUCAAGAAGCUGCUGCUAUCGCGCAUCACUGGGCGGGUACUGUACGAGCGAGCCAAGUACGAAGUCACACAGAUGGCUCUUAAAAGGGGUGGGCAGCUCGUGCUGUCCACGAUUGAGUCCCGCCUGGCGUUCUACAGUGCGAAGCAGGGCCUGGCAGCAGCAACGGCUCGGUAUGUCAGCCUCAGAAGCGCCAUGGCUCUCCUCGGGCCUCUGCUGUGGGGUGCAUUCAUAGCAGAUGUGGUGGUGCAGUCACUAGGCACAGACUAUGCUCGUGUGGUCAGAGCCAUCUUCUCAUUCGCACAGAUCCGCCUCACAAGGACGCCGCACAUCUCCUGCCUGGCAUUCCACCCCUUGUCCUUCUCCGCCCCUCGCCUCGCUGCUGCUACCUCGACGGGCCUGCUCGCAGUCUACUCCUCCGCUGCACAGCACAUCUCCUCUGUGCAUGACCUUUCUCCAGUGCUAGAAUGCCGCGUGGGGCGGAAUGCGGUGGAGGGGAUGGCAUGGGGGUCUCACAGAACGACAGGGCAGCUCCUAUCAUCUGUGUCAGCACCAUCCUUCUCCGAUGUGGCCUUUCUCCCCGCCUACUCCUCCUGUGUCACAGCAUGCACGGCGUCCCGAGCAGCUCUGUGGGACAUCAGGGCGUCUCUCUCUUCCCCAGCCAUGCUCUUCCGUCUCCCUGACGCCAGGCGAACUCCUGCCACCGCCAUUCUCAAGUGCCUCGCACCUGACCCUGAUGCUUCUGUCAUCUAUGGUGGCUGCACUGACGGUGCCAUCUGUGCGUGGGACCUGCGCCAAGGCACCGGACACUCAGGAAACCACCAUUCUUUCCCGCGAUCAGCAUCCUCCUCAUUGCAACAGUCGCUUGCAGAACGAGAGACUUGGAAAGAAGCGGUUCAAGAGAAGGAGAAGCAAGGGCGGAUGGAAGGCGUGUUGGCAUGCAAUGGCACGGCAGAGGUGCAACAACAAGGACACUGCAGCAACAGCAGCCUGCUGCUCCCUCGCUCUUUGGUACCUCCCCAUCUCCAUCUGCAACUGCAACUGCAUCGUCUGCCUUCUGCUUUGGGCGAGAGCAUGGAGCCCUCCCGUUCCACCUCUUCUCCACCUCACAUCUCUUCGGUUCUGUGCCCUCGUUGCAGAAGCCAUCACCUCUUUUUCCAGAAGCAGCCAUCUUACCCCUUAUCCUCUUCAAUAUCCUCUUCCAUAUCCUCUGCCAUGGCCUCUCACCACGAGCAGCAGCAAGCAGGCACAACGUCCUCUGCCGUGCAGCACUUGUCCUUUGACCCUGCAUCUGCCUCCCGCCUCUCCUUCCAUCUCAACAACGGUUGGAGUGGAGUGUUGCAUGUGCCCUCGCUCUCCCUCUCCCACAUCCACUGCCCGCCUCCUCCCUGGGUGAACACACAGCCAGAAGCCGAGGAGGACGAGAGUCUAUACGACCAGCAGCACCAGCAGCACCAACCGCACCAGCAGCAGCGCAUGGCAGUGGCGCCACCGGUGGUGGAUUCAUGGACUUGGAGCCUUGCCAGCCGCCGGGUUCCCGCUUGGCUUCCGCAAUCCGUACUGUGUGUACCCUCAGCCAGGGAUUCUCACCUCUUCUUCCUUGAUCUAGGCUUGGGUUCACCUCAUGCCACCCCAACCUCGACUGAAUCUAAUAACGGGAUGGCAAUUCUAAAGGCUAGAGAAAGCAACCGAAUAACAAGAUCACCGUAUGUUGGUGCUGUCACUUCUCCGGUCGUUGCAGUGGCAGCAGCUCCCAAUGGCCUCGACGUCAUUGCGAGCACGAUAGCAAAAGCUCUCUCCUUCCCGCUGGCCAGCACCGCGAGAACAGCCGCGUCGGCCGCGCGGCCUGUUGUGUGCGUAUCCCCCGGCGGUUCUCGACGCAGACAAGCUAACCUCAGCUCACGUAAGUCGACAAACCCUCUCCUCGGCGGAUCUAAAACCCCGACCUCUGCUCACAGAUCUGCAUCGCCUUCAGACUCUUUUCGACCACAAGCAGCUACUGGCGGGAUUGACGGAACGGGCAAUGGCGGCAGCACCGGCGGCGGCGGCGGUGGAGGCGGCGGCGGCGGCGGAAGCGGCGACAGCAGCAGCAGCAGCGGAGGGGGCUUCGGGCUUAACCCUUUCGCGGCUUUCCUUAGAGGAUGGAACGAUCGCAUCGCGGCCGAUCCGGGGUUCGCGUUCAAGGUCCUCGCGGAGAUGGUCAUCGGCGUGACGGCGUGCGUUAUCGGCGACAUGGCGGCGCGCCCUAACUUCGGCAUGAACGAGCUCGACUUUGUCUUCUCCACGCUCGUCGUUGGAUCCAUUCUUAACUUUACGCUCAUGUACCUCCUCGCUCCCACCUCCGCCGCCGGCGCCGCCGCCACUACCCUGCCCGGAAUCUUCGCGUCGAGCCCGACAGGUCACAUGUUCGAGCCCGGGAAAUACUCCGUGAUUCAGCGCGCUGGCACGUUCGCGUAUAAGGGUAUUCAAUUCGGUGUGGUCGGCUUCGUCGCCGGGCUGUUCGGAACCGCGAUCUCCAACGGUCUCCUCGCGGUGCGCAAGAAGCUCGAUCCGAACUUCGUCGUGAUGAACGAAGCGCCUCCGACGAUCCUCAACGCCGCCACGUGGGCUCUGCACCUGGGGCUGAGCAGCAACCUGCGGUAUCAGAGCCUGAACGGGAUCGAGAUGGCGCUCGGCGCGCGGCUGCCGCCCGGCGUGUUCAAGGCGGUCGUUUUCGCGCUCCGAGGGCUCAACAACAUCAUCGGCGGCGUGUCGUUCGUCACGCUGGCGAAGCUGACCGGAUCGCAGAAAUCGGGCACCGCCGCCGCCGCCGCCGCCGGGGACGCUGUUGCGGAAAAGAAGACGUCGUAG